GAACAGAAGUGUUCAUAACCUCAUCAGUUAUCAAUCAACCUUUAAUUAAAGAAAAGGUUAAACACAUAGAUAAGAGAAACAUGAAGAUAAAAAAGAGUUUUGUUUUGUUGGCUCUUUUAUUUGCUAUCAGUAUCGUUAUAUCCUCCGCAAGAUCAAUUGAGACUGCUGAUGACAACUUGGGAAGGGAAGCACUUGGUGAAAAAAAGAAACGCUUGAGUGAUGAGGUUGGUGUAGUAGGAACCACUAGUCUUGAAGUAGACAAUGGUGCUAUUGCGGGCAGCGGAGGAGGUAGUGGUGGAGGAAGCGUAGGAGGUGGUGGCAGUAGUGGAGGAGGCGGUAGCCAUGGGGGUGGUGGCAGUGGUGGAGGUGGCGGCAGCCAUGGGGGUGGUGGUAGUAGUGGAGGUGGCGGCAGCCAUGGAGGUGGUGGCAGUAGUGGAGGAGGCGGCAGCCAUGGAGGUGGUGGCAGUGGUGGAGGUAAGGGAGGUAGCGGUGGAGGUAGCCAUGGGGGUGGUGGCAGCAGUGGAGGAGGCGGUAGCCACGGAGGUGGUGGCAGUAGUGGAGGCGGCAGCCACGGAGGUGGUGGCAGUAGUGGAGGCAAGGGAGGUAGCGGAGGUGGUGGCGGUAGUGGAGGAAGUGGAGGUAGCGGCAGUAGUGGUGGUGGAGGAAGUGGAGGGGGUAGCAAGGGAGGUGGUGGAGGAAGUGGAGCGGGUAGCGGAGGGGGUAGCAAAGGAGGAGGCGGUGGAAGCGGAGGAAGCAAAGGGGGAGGUGGUGGAAGCGGAGGAAGCAAGGGAGGAGGUGGUGGUAGUGGUGGAAGUGGUAGUGGAGGGGGUAGCAAAGGAGGGGGUGGAAGCGGAGGGGGUAGCAAGGGAGGCAGUGGAGGCAGUGGAGGGGGAGGGGGUAGCAAGGGAGGCAGUGGAGGCAGUGGAGGGGGAGGGGGUAGCAAGGGAGGCAGUGGAGGCAGUGGAGGGGGAGGAAGCAAGGGAGGCGGUGGCGGUGGAGGUGGAGGGAGCAAAGGAGGAGGUGGCAGUGGAGGUGGAGGAGGCAGCGGCGGAGGGGGAGGCAGUGGUGGAGGGAGCAAAGGAGGCAGUGGUGGUGGUGGCAGCGGCAGCGGUCACAAGGGAGGUGGCGGACACGGCGGCAGUGGAGGUGGUGGAGGACACGGCGGCAGUGGUGGUGGUGGUAGUGGAGGAGGAGGUGGACACGGCGGGAGUGGCGGAGGAAGUGGAGGAGGCGGACACGGCGGUGGGAGUGGCGGAGGAUCAGGUGGAGGUCACAAGGGAGGGGGCGGCAGUGGUGGUUCUGGUGGAGGUGCAGGAGGAGUCAGCAUCGGUGCCGAAGAAUGAAUAACAGGAGAAGAUGCCUUCAAUGUUUAAAGGAAGUACGCAUUAUGUAAUUACUGUUGUAGAAAUAACAGUACGUACUAAGUUGGUCGAUAUUAUAAGAUAUAAGAAGCUAAUAUACUACUAUUAAUUACAAAAAACGACUCAUGUGUGUGAUAUGUUAUGUUCGCCAAAGCUUGAGUACACUUGUUAGAACGUUGCUUAUUAAAAUUUCUGUACCUCAAGCCUAAAAGUUGUCAUUCUAUGCAUGUUGAGU
This is a messenger RNA of Lactuca sativa (garden lettuce), 1596 nucleotides long. RefSeq lists its product as uncharacterized. The record is from RefSeq and is a predicted model, not a curated record. NCBI's taxonomy places the organism in Eukaryota, Viridiplantae, Streptophyta, Magnoliopsida, Asterales, Asteraceae.